AUCCUAGUUUUGGAAGGAACCGCAAAAACGAACGUGGCAGUUGGCAUCCUAGUAGUAUUGUAUUGUUAUCUGAAAUGACAACUGUUCCUGCUCGUUUCUGAUAUCUCUCCCCAAACCCCAGAACCAGAAACCUCAACUUCUCAGUUUUAGAAUCCAAUGUGCUGUCACUGCCUUCAUUCUCUCUUUCUCCAAAACACUAUCUUUGUCUCCGUCCCUGCAUGUGUUCCGAGUUUUGUGAUGGUUCUUCCGAGGUGGAGUUAAGAUUGAACAUUGGAGGUUUGGAUAUCCGAAGCUCCAGAGACAUAUCGAUUGAUACAAAUGAUACCUCUUUAGCUAUCAGAGUGUUGCUGCCAGGAUCUCCCAUCACACUCAUAGAAACUAAUCCUCUUUUUGAUAGGGUCAAAUCCUCUGAAACAAUAUGGUAUAUAGAUGAUGAUCAACUUGUUGUGAACUUCAAGAAACAGGACCCGGAUUUUAAAUGGCCCGAUAUCAUGGAGUCCUGGGAAUCACUUACCGCAGGAUCUUCACAACUUCUGCAAGGGACACCCAUCUAUCUUGUUGGUGAUUCGACUGAAAUCAACCAAAAAGUGGCUCAAGAGCUAGCAACUGGUCUCGGGUACACUCCGUUAAGCACGAAAGAGUUACUGGAAUUAUAUACUAAGCAGACUGUGGAUUCAUGGCUGCUCGCUGAAGGCUCUGACUCAGUAGCAGAAGCAGAAAGUGCGGUACUUGAAAGCAUAAGUAGUCAUGCUAGGGCAGUAGUUGCAACAUUAGGAGGGCAACACGGUGCUGCUGGAAGAGCUGAUAAAUGGCAACAUCUUUAUGCAGGAUUGACUGUCUGGUUGUCAAAGACUGAAGAACUAGAUGAAGAUUCUGCACCGCAGGAGACCUAUAAAAACAUCAAAGAUGGCAUAAUUUCAUACACAAAUGCAGAUGUAGUUGUUAAGCUACCCGGCUGGGAUCCUGCUUAUGCCAAAAAUGUAGCACAAGCAUGUUUAAGUGCCCUAAAACAGUUAAUCCAGUCAGACAAGAAACUUCCAGGUAAAAAAAGCCUAUACAUAAGAUUGGGAUGUCGCGGGGAUUGGCCAAACAUCAAACCCCCUGGUUGGGAUCCAUCAAGUGAAGAUAACACAACUCUUGGACACAGUAAUGAUGCUUGAAAUUAGUGAGUAACAUGUAAUUUGUUUAUACAAGUUUUUCUACCACAAAUGUCAUAUAAGAGACAGCUUCAUUGGUACAUGUUAUGCUUCUAGUCAGCAAAACCAAAAGCUCUGUAGUUUGAUAACUAUGUGAUGGAUGUUGUAACAUAGUAUUCACAAAACUGGUCAUACAACUUUUUGAACUGAUGUGGACUGGUUCGAUUAAAGGAAUGGGGGAAAAAAGUAGCCAAAUUAUAAUUGGCUGAUGGGUAGACAGAUUUUCUUUUCUUGUUGGUAGAGACAAGGAGUUGGUGGCUGAUAUAGAAUGUGAUUCGGCGUUCAAUCUAUAAUGACGACAAAAUUCAACC
Glycine soja is the source of this 1507-nucleotide messenger RNA. RefSeq names its product probable inactive shikimate kinase like 2, chloroplastic. Lineage: Eukaryota; Viridiplantae; Streptophyta; Magnoliopsida; Fabales; Fabaceae. Bases 219 to 1160 code for a protein of 313 amino acids. The record is from RefSeq and is a predicted model, not a curated record. The transcript has 8 exons.